Molecule: messenger RNA, 3898 nt
Organism: Trichosurus vulpecula (common brushtail)
Lineage: Eukaryota; Metazoa; Chordata; Mammalia; Diprotodontia; Phalangeridae
Gene: LRATD1
Product: LRAT domain containing 1
Exons: 2
Coding region: 347-1306 (319 amino acids)
Source: RefSeq, a predicted model, not a curated record
GGGGGCCCGAGCCGAAGCCCGAGCCCAAGGCGGCGGCGGCGGCGGCGGAAGCCGCCUGCUCCGGGGGCGGCGUAGGGACCGCUUGGGGUCCCGCGGGGCUGCCAACUCCUCCGAGCCCCGCGACCGAACAGAGCACAGCCGAGCCGAGCCGAGCCCUUUCUGCGGAGCCAGCGAGCUAGAGCGCGCAGCGCACGGCGCGGAGCAUCCCCGCGGUGCGCUGCCAGCACCCCCUGGAGUCGCCGGGGACUCUCCCGCCGCCCCCAUGGGGCCAAGGAGACUUUGAAGGAGUUUGGGGCUUGCUUCGGGAGCAGGGAAGCCACCGCUCCCCGGCAUCGGCCUGUUCUUGAUGGGAAACCAACUGGACCGGAUCACCCACCUGAGCUAUAGCGAGUUGCCCACCGGGGACCCGUCGGGCAUCGAGCAGGACGAGCUGCGGGUUGGGGUCGCCUACUUCUUCUCCGAUGAGGAGGAGGACGUGGAUGAGCGAGGCCAGCCGGACAAGUACGGCGUAAAGGGGCCCCCAGGCAGUGGUGGCGGCGGUGGCGGCGACGCCGACGGUGACGGCGGGGGCAGUCCAGGCCCUGGGACGCCCACCCACCACCCGCACCACCUGGUGCACCAGCUGGUGCUACACGAAGCCCAGUGUUCCGCCUUCCGUGGGCCCGAAUGCAUCUUCUCCAAGGGAGGUGGGGGCUCCGGCGGGGGCGCCGGGGACCUGGGGGUCUACGCCGUGACUGCCCUGCCCGCCCUCUGCCAGCCCGGCGACCUGGUGGAGCUGCUGUGGCUGCGGCCGCCCGCCGCCGCCGCCGCAGGGGAGCCCCCCGGGUCUGCGGCCCCGCCGCCGCCGCCCCCGCACUGGGCAGUCUACGUGGGCGGCGGCCAGGUCAUCCACCUGCACCGGGGCGAGAUUCGCCAGGACAGCUUGUACGAGGCGGGCGCUGCCAACGUGGGCAGAGUGGUGAGUAACUGGUACCGCUAUCGGCCCCUGGUGGCCGAGCUGGUGGUGCAGAACGCCUGCGGCCACCUGGGCCUCAAGAGCCCCGACGUGUGCUGGACCAACUCUGAGAGCUUCGCAGCCUGGUGCCGCUUCGGCAAGCGCGAGUUCAAGGCUGGCGGCGAACUGCCCGCGGGCAGCCAGCCCCCGCAACUGCAGUACUAUCUAAAGGUGCACCUGGGGGACGGCAAAGUGCACACCGCCAGGUUCCACAGUCUAGAGGACCUCAUCCGCGAGAAGCGGCGCCUGGACGCCAGCGGCACGCUUCGGGUCAUCAAGGAGCUGGCUGCCCUGGUAGAUGGCAAAGAGUAGCCCGGGACCCGCCGCUGCCUCUCUCUUUUCUGUCCCUCCCCCCACCCUUUCCCUUUCCCUUUCCCCUUCCCCUUUCUUCACCUAUUCUCCUUCCUCUCCUUCCCCCCUUUACUUUUCCAAAUCGGUGGAAACCUUCUCUUUGUAACUCAACUCCACCCCUCCCUAACUUCAACAGGCCCACUGUGUUGGCCACACAUUGCGAGGGAUGGGCAAAUGUGGGGUCUUGCUCCUCAGACAUUUAGACCCUUUGGGGAAAUCGCUGAGGUAGAAGGAGCCAUCUGGAGGAGAAGGGAGGGAGAGUUGAGGGUCCAGGCCUUAAGGAGGGGGAUCCUCUCUCAGAUUUAGGGACCAGUAGCAUGUGCGGAGGGUGAGAAGUCGGGGCUCCAGGCUGAGUGAGGCCCUUUGCAGUUGGAGGAUCAACAAUGAAAGGUUACUGGGUACACCCAACUGUUCCCACAUCCCUUCCCCUCUUCCAAGUGGGGACUGUGCUCCCUCUGCCUCAGGAACACAACCCCUACAGAGGAGGGGAGGAGGGGAUCUGACUGAGAACCUCAGCUAGAUCACCAGGCUUCCUUCUGGAGUUCAGUGUCCUUGAGUUUGGAGGUUUUCUUAAAAAAGAAUGACCUCGCUCUCCUGAGCUCCUGUGAAUAAUUCCACGGGAAGCCACUUGGGGACCCAGGUAAAGUGCAGUCCAGAUUCUGCCAACUCUGCCCUAGCCCUCUGGCCUCAGACCUCUUUGGCUUCUGGAGAGUGCUGGAUUCUCGGGCUGCUCUCCCAGUUCCCCAUCUUCCUGCAGAGGUGUCAUCCACCCCCGGAAUUCCUGUGGGCCUCAGGUGGUGUUGGUGGUGUUGGUGGUGGUGGUGCUCAGCUGCUGGCUGGGAACUGAGGAGCCUGGUCCACCUACCCUGGGCACAGGCAACCAGGUAGGCGAGAUCUUGCCCCCAGGAAAGGGAGAGGGUGACCCCUCCUGGCAAACCUUAUAAGAGCAGCUAGAUCCCCUCCUUUAAGGCUCUAUUUCAAACCCUGGCCCACCUAGGUAGAAGGAGAGGGAGGCAAGUACCAACUGCCCAGGGUUGCCCAGGCAGCAGAAGGGAAACCAGCACAUCAUACCCGGGUAACUUGGUUUGACUUUGCUAAAACAUCUGAGUCAUUGGGACAAUGGGCAAAGUUUAAAGGAAAAAAAAAAGAAACGAAAACACAGCCAGAACAAUUUUCCAAUUAUGUCAACAAAGCCGAUCACGUUGAUGUUUUAUUGAAGUAUUUUAGGGACCUGCUAAUAAAAUUUCAAAUUGAAAUUUUUCUUUUCAUGGCUUGAAUCCAUGAUGGUUUAAAUAACCAGGGGCCGUAAAGAGGAGACUUGUAGCUAAGAGCUUAGCUAACAUUGCCUUUCACCAGAUUUUGUUCUCAAAUCUUCUGAGAAUUGUUUCUUGAAUACUGUAGUUUUAUUUUUGUCUUUUGACAGCAGCCCUAGGAUAGGUGAAGUCUCUAACCAGCAGGUAGAUUGGACUGAAUUUCUCUCAGUUCCAAGGUUGUUUUUAAAUUAGCUUAUGGAAAAUGGCUAAUAGGUUUCUCUUUCCUUCUGCUGUUUUCUGUUUGUCAUGCCCCCCCCCCCCCCCGCACACACACACCUCAUUCUUCUGGUAACCUGCUUCCACUUCUUAAUUUCCCCCCUUUUUAUUUGCCCUCAUGAAUCUAGAGUGGGCCAAAUCACUGCCCUUGCAAAGAGAAAAAGAUAGAUGCUGACAGAGAAACAGAGACAGCCACAGAGAGACAGAGACAGAAGGGAGAACAGCAAGUGGGCUGGGUCCAGGUCUUGUUCCAGGAAUCCAGGUGGGGUGUGGGUUUGCAGCUUCCCCCCACUGUCCCUGCAUCACCAGUCUGACUGGCUCUGACUCACACUGUACAAGAAACACCCCCAGCAUCUCCUGCCCUCACCAAAGAAUCUGUCACCAAAAUAGAGCUGGGGUGUGUUGGACCAAUUGUCUCAGGCGAUGACAAAUCAGAUUGACAGCUUUGAUCUGGCCAGCCAGCAGCCACCCCGUUGGCCUGGGCUCUUUGACCCCAGGAGGUGCUUAACAGACAUUCGAAUUGCAAAAUUUCAAGAGGGAAUAAGCAGGGAUGCUGAGGAUGGGAAAGCCUUUUUGUUCAUUUUUUUCCCUCUCAGUUUUCCUCCUGAAUUUAUCUCUUGUCUAAUCCUAAUUCUCAGGAUCAAAAAGUAAGAGUAUUGUGAUAUAUGUUCCGUGUUGUCCUGGUGUUUACCACUUCCCCAUGAGGUCAUUUCUAAAACCAUGGAAAGCACAUAUGUCUUUGUUUAAGAGAAAGGAAGGGAGGAAGGAAGGAAGGAAGGAAGGAAGGAAGGAAGGAAGGAAGGAAGGAAGGAAAAAACAUGCAAAAAAGCCUAUUCAUAGUGACUAACUUAAUUUUUGAUGUCAGCAGCCCCCCAAAGCUUCAUUUUGCCUUAGCCACCACCAUACCCUUUUCCCAGUACCAGGAUGGCAUAUGCUUAAUCCCCAUUCCUCUUACUGGAUAUGUUGCACCCUUGCUGAUAACUGUAUCUUAGCUCCCUACUCUUAUUAAAUACCAUCUAAAGUA